CCCAAGUCAUCCCCGCGCCCUCCUCCGCUGGCCCAAAGGAGCRGCCAAGGAGCUCCUUGGAGGGCUCUGCGGGGCGAGCCCCGAGGGCGAAUGCUCCGGGCUGCGCCUCCCGAGCCACCGCCGGCUCCUCCGCGGCCAUGAAGGAGGAGAACGCGUGCCCGGAGUCCCCCGAGGGCAGCGCGGCCACCAGCGAGGACGAGGCGGAGCGGCUGCCCAGGAAGAGCGGCCGCAAGCGCGGGCAGGGCCCCGGCGGAGCCCCCUCGCCGCAGGGCAAGCGCAGCCGGCGCAGCCCGGCCCCGCAGCCCCCCGAGGAUGCCCACGCCCAGCGCGUCAUCGCCAACGUGCGGGAGCGCCAGCGCACCCAGUCCCUGAACGACGCCUUCGCCGAGCUGCGCAAAAUCAUCCCCACGCUGCCCUCGGACAAGCUCAGCAAGAUCCAGACCCUCAAGCUGGCCGCGCGUUACAUCGAUUUCCUGUGCCAGGUGCUGCAGAGCGACCAGCUGGAGCACAAGGUCGCCACCAGCUGCAACUUCCUGGCCCACGAGCGGCUGAGCUACGCCUUCUCCGUGUGGAGGAUGGAGGGCGCCUGGUCCAUGUCCGCGUCCCACUGAGCCGGGUCUCCGCCUCGAUGGAAGCAGCUCCAGCCCCCGAAAAUCCCCGGAGAGAGAAGGGAACGACCCCAAACCCUCCGAGAGCCCCGGGGACCCCUCAAACAGCGGGAUCGGGCCCGAGGGAGCGCUGCAGGAGCGGCUUUUCUGGAAUGAGCUGYUCCCGGUGGAGAAACCCCUCGGGGUGUGAUUUAUUGGGGGAUGGCAGGUAAGGAACGAUCCCGGAUUCCUCCUCGAGUCCUUCCCGGAGCCUCCCGGACAAUUCCUGCGGGGUCAGGGCAGGGCUGGAGCCCCUCACGCCGGCCCCGGG
This is a messenger RNA of Malurus melanocephalus (red-backed fairy wren), 918 nucleotides long. Its product is annotated as twist-related protein 2-like. The coding region runs from base 138 to 611 and encodes 157 amino acids. Gene Ontology annotation, biological process: developmental process; regulation of transcription by RNA polymerase II. Lineage: Eukaryota; Metazoa; Chordata; Aves; Passeriformes; Maluridae. Gene Ontology annotation, molecular function: protein dimerization activity; DNA-binding transcription factor activity, RNA polymerase II-specific; RNA polymerase II transcription regulatory region sequence-specific DNA binding. The record is from RefSeq and is a predicted model, not a curated record. The transcript is spliced from 2 exons.